This is a messenger RNA of Nymphaea colorata (pocket water lily), 2266 nucleotides long. RefSeq names its product pentatricopeptide repeat-containing protein At4g02820, mitochondrial. The record is from RefSeq and is a predicted model, not a curated record. Gene Ontology annotation, molecular function: protein binding. The coding region runs from base 33 to 1598 and encodes 521 amino acids. NCBI's taxonomy places the organism in Eukaryota, Viridiplantae, Streptophyta, Magnoliopsida, Nymphaeales, Nymphaeaceae. Gene Ontology annotation, cellular component: mitochondrion. The transcript is spliced from 2 exons.
AGCGGACAGAACGGUGGUGCGGAGAAGAAGCAAUGGCGACGCCGGCGGGUCUCUAUGCUCGUCUCGCGGGGUUCCGGCGGACGCUGGUCGGUGAUGCAGUCCGGUUCCUCGACCGGCAGGUGCUUCAUCUCUCUACGGAGUCCUCUCCAUCCUCCACUUCUUCAGCCAAGAAGCAGAGGGACACGCUCGGCAGGAGGAUGCUGAGCCUCGUGUACCCGAAGCGCAGUGCCGUGAUCGCCCUCCGCCAGUGGAUAGAGGAAGGGAGGACCGCUCGUAAGUACGAGCUCAAUCGCAUCGUAAGGGAGCUCAGAAAGCACAAGCGAUUCAAGCACGCACUCGAGAUCUGUGAGUGGAUGACACUUCAGCAAGAUAUAAAACUGUUGCCAGGUGAUUAUGCCGUUCAUCUAGAUUUGAUAGCAAAAGUUCGUGGCUUGACAAGUGCACAUAAGUUCUUUGAGGAUCUUCCUCAAAAGAUGAAGGAAAAGUCAACUUAUACAUCUCUCCUCCACGUGUAUGUGCAAAGCAAAUUGUCAACAAAGGCAGAAGCAUUGAUGGAAAAAAUGUUGGAGCUUGGGAUAGCAAAAAAUCCUCUGCCUUACAAUCAUAUUCUGAAUAUGUACAUUGCUAAUGGCAAAUUGGAUAAGGUGCCUUUGGUGAUGCAACAGCUGAAGAAAAACACAGUUCCUGAUCUGUUCACAUACAAUCUCAUGUUGAGUGCAUGUGCCAUCAGCAAAGAUGUAAAAGGAGCUGAAAAAGUUCUCCUUGAGUUAAAUGAGAGAAUGGGGAAUGGCGACUGGGUGACAUACAGCACAUUAUCCAACAUAUACAUUAAUGCAGGGCUAGUGGAGAAAACCAGAAAUGCUCUAAAAGAGAUGGAGUUGAGGAUAUCUUGCCAAGAGCGUUCUGCUUAUUGCUCGCUGAUGACCUUGUAUGCUAGUGUGUCUAGUAAAGAUGAUGUAUGUAGAAUAUGGAGGAACAUGAAGCUAACCUUUCGUAAAAUGAGUGAUUUUGAAUAUUCCUGCAUGUUAUCAUCCCUUACAAAGCUAGAUGAUAUUGAAGGAGCUGAGAGUAUCUGUGCAGAAUGGGAAUCUGUAUCCCCCACAAAUGAUGCUAGGAUCCCAAACAUACUUCUUGGAGCAUAUGUGAGGAAGAGUAUGUUGGAGAAAGCAGAGUCGUUUCACGAGCAUAUGCUACAACAUGGAAUCAAGCCAAGUUACACCACAUGGGAACUUCUUGCACUGGCUUCCCUAAAGAAGAUGGACACUGAUAAGGCCCUUGAUGCCUUACAGAAGGCCAUAUCAAGUGUCACAAAGUGGACACCCAAUGAGGAAAUUAUACAACUGGUGUUUGAAAAUGUUGAGACUCUUGGUGACAUAGAGGGUGUGGAAAAAUUCCUAGUCAUUCUGAGGGGUUCUGGCUAUGUGACAACUGCUGUUUACAACUCCUUGCUGCGUACAUAUGCCAAAGCAGGGAAGAUGCCUCUGCUAAUAAUUGAACGCAUGAAGAAAGAUAAUGUUAAAAUAGAAGAAGAGACCAAAAAGCUUCUUAAAAUGACAAGCAAGUUACCUGUUGGUAAAGUUUCAAGCACAAUUUUGUGAAGUAUCUUCUUAAGUUCAAUAAAAUUGAUGGUAUAAGUUGGAUAUCUUGCACCUUGGAGAUGCAUCUACAUGACCAAAAACGUUGUGCACAGAAGAAAUUGUAAAAUACAAGAUUGAAGUUCAUCUUACAGAAACAGGAUUUACCCAAAGUCUGUUGACUUUGUUUGGAUUCUGGUGAUGAAAUGUCUGUUAAAUUGUGAGAUCAAACACCUGGAACUUCAUAUCAAGUAAAGCCAGUAGAAGUUGCUAUCUUUAAUGCUGAAUGAAACUGGUGGCAGCAUCCUCAUCCCGCCAUGAUAUUACACUUGCUGUGAACAACAGAUUUUGUUUUCACCUAACAUAAUCCUCUUUUCUUUGAUAGGAAAGUUUCCCUUGAUGCCCUGCUUGAUGGAUUCAGCCGGACAAGCGUGGUGGUUAUGUGGUUUUCUGGUUCAUGGUUAUGUCCUUCCCAUUUGGCUAGCAUUGCCAAACAGUUAGGUUGAAGUGUAGAAAUUACUAACAUCACAUUCUUUUGGACUUUCCACAUUUCGGUUUGUGUAUUUGGCUGUAUGAGUUUGUUUGGAUAUGUAAGUCUAUCUUAAGUAGGAUUCAGUAAGCUGGAGGAAUAACCCUGUCAAUUUUCAUCAAUUUGAUUUAAACCAGCAUCACAUUUAUGGUGGUUUUCGUUA